Molecule: messenger RNA, 1810 nt
Organism: Notolabrus celidotus (New Zealand spotty)
Lineage: Eukaryota; Metazoa; Chordata; Actinopteri; Labriformes; Labridae
Exons: 4
Coding region: 323-1381 (352 amino acids)
Source: RefSeq, a predicted model, not a curated record
CGGAUUGGAUGGGGACCUUGUGGUUCAGUAUCAAGACCCCGAAUUUGAUAAUGAACUGUGUAACUUGAGCAGCAUAUCAGAGCUUCCGAAAGACAGAGUAACUUUGAAAGUGUACUACAAGUCAUACCACACAGACUCAACCCUAGAUACAGCAAGCCUGUCAUCAUCAUCAUCCCUUGAUGAGAGCCCUGGUGGUAGUCAAACCCGUCAGCUACCUCAGCCGUUUGUCAUUCCUUCCUUUUCUUUUGAUGUUGAGUUGAAACUGAGGCAAGGAAAUGAGGCCUACCACAAAGAUGGGACCCUUCUUGACGUAUCAAAAGACAUGAAAUCGGACAUCUUGGAUAAGUUAGCAGAAGUGAUAUAUGUCCACAACCCCUACCCAAAAUCUGAAGAGUAUGAUCAAGUGGCCCAAGCUCUCAUCAACAAGCAUCCUUGUCUGAGGGAACCAGGGUCUGUCCAUGGGUGGUUUUGUUGGAAGUUCAGUUUGAAGUUUAAAAUGGGUAACUUCAGACAGAAGCUGCGAGUGGCCGGGUGCUCUGAGCUCAAAGUAAACUCUCGUACCUCUGGUCCAGCUGGGCCAAAAAAACUGAAGAGGGCCAAAAAGUCAGAGGUGAAUUUUCUGCCAGAUUUUCCAGAAGGGAUGAUACAAAGUAAUCUUGACAUGGACAGAUCAGCCAUGGCCGUUGAGAUGAAGAAAAGAAAAGUUGACUGGAAGCAAAUUGGUGAUAUGAUGAAUGACACAUUCCCUUUACGGAGAAAAGAGAUUGUUGAAGAUGAACCACUUGUGGCAGAAGUCAAAGAAAGAUGGCCAGCAUUGUUCUCUGAACAGCAGAUUGUAGCUGAAUUUGCUCGCCUGACAUCUGUUGACCUGAAAGGCUCCCUAUUUGCUGGGAUUGACCAGUACCUGGCAAGGUUCCUGGAGCUGUACAAAGCCAAGAGUGGCAUAGUGGGACUGACCAGGCUCACAAGACAGCUUGAUGAAGACAGUUCCACACAGAGGAAGAGGACUGUUCUUCUGCUGGGCCUUCCUCAUUAUCUCAGAGAUGAUCCCUCACAUUUUUUCAAGACUGUGGAGGCUACAGAUGAUGAGCAGGUGUUCACCAAGGAGAUGAAAGUGGGCAUUGUGAUGGUGAAAGAAGGAGAAGACAUCGUUGAUGUAUCAGUCAUCCUUGAGGAGGCGGUAGUCCUGUGUGGUCUGAAGGACAUCCCAGACGCUGUUGCUAUGCUGAUGGGCCUUCUUUAUGCCCUCAACAUUGACUAUCCAAAGGAACUGAAGUACACAUUUGAAGUGAUUCAGAAAGUCCUCAUGAACAUUGGUGGCGGACAGUGUUCCUCACUUGUGCAUGGUUUAAGAAACCGACUCCUGCGGAAAACCAUGUAACCCUGAACUCUGAUGCUUCAUCCCAAGCUUAAAAGGGAAAAUGUUGCUGUCUGUUUUGCAUUUUUUGCAAGGUUUCAUUUGUCCUGACUGUAGGACUGCAUUCAGUUUCAAGAAGGGCUUUCUUCAUUGUUGUUGCCAUGCUGGUUGUCUUUUUGCCCUCAACAUGUGUAUGGUUUAUAAUUUAAUGUGUAUAAUAAUGCAGAUGUUUUUUUUUACGUGUCUGCAUCUUUCAAGUUACCAACCUGAGUGUUACCAUUCCAAGUGUUCAAGUAUUAUGCAAUAUUCAGUCUCACAACUACUAUGCCAUUUCAGCUCUAUGGUUAUUUUUACAUGCUGGCUAUUUGAACAGUUUUUUGUUGUUGUUGUCAGACAUAGUACAGUUUAAGACUUAACUAAAAUGUGAGCAUUAAAAAGUGUGACACUGGUUAA